This is a messenger RNA of Peronospora matthiolae, 915 nucleotides long. NCBI's taxonomy places the organism in Eukaryota, Oomycota, Peronosporomycetes, Peronosporales, Peronosporaceae. The record is from the annotation of a GenBank genome assembly.
AUGCGAUGCGCGAGCAAGGCCGCCGAGAGCGCGCCCGCACGUCUUUGUGCGGACGCCGAAGCAGAAACCACAGCAACUGAUGUCUCAUCGGUUGCUGAAGCGACUCAGCCUGUUUCACCUGGUAAUGCAGACGCUCGUCAUAAAGACACUCAUGUCUUCACAGAGUAUGAGCUCAGUGUCUCAUUUUCUCCUGAUACGGAAGACGGAUCCGUAUCGACGGCGGUUGAAACCAAGCCUCCUGCCAAGCGUGGCAUGGACGAUGCUAUGCGUCGUAGCAUCUUUGGUUCAACCGAUAAAUCAGAUGAACCAUCGCCGAAGCGAAGGCGCUCGAGGUCGCAAGACUCGGGCGCUAACAGUGGUGUCGGUUCUCCUAUUGACACCACUUCGCAACGAGGUGCCAGUACUUCUGUCGGCACAUCGCAGGAAGAGCGGGACCGCACCGUGUUGCGUCUCGCUUCCAAAAAGAAGGCAUGGCUGCCUCCCAAAUCUGUCAUGGAUCACUUGUCGGCGACGACGAGUGAUCGUUAUCGAACACGAUUGUUCGAUUCGUCAAGGAUCCAUCACCUUGACCCCAGCGCGAAAAACUAUCGCGCUGAGAAUGAAUUCUUCAUCGAUGCUUUCUUUAGACAUCGAUGGUACAGUGGGAAUCACAAACGUGGUGGUCCCUCACUGCUUCAGGCGUGGAACGCUUACAUCCAUAACCUUGAGGAUGUAGGUCGUGACGUUUGGAACGACAAACUUAUCAAAGCUCGUGAUAAGUUUGAAAAGCGAACCCCGACAGGUGCACGCUACAAGCUGCAUCGUCUGUCAAGGGAGAAGAAAUUACCCUGCCUCUCUUGGGGAGACUCGUGCCCAUGUUGUGUGAACAACUCUGCACGAGCACCUAAGGAGGCUUACCUCCUUACUAGCCCGUAG